AUGGGCGUCUCACUAUCGACAGCGCGCUACUUGGCGCCAAUAUCCUUCGUCGUUGAUUUCGCCGCACAGCAGUAUGGCAUGUUGUCGAGCCCUAACAUGAAGGAUGUGCACGAUGCGAACCUGUCGUUCUUCUCGCCCCAACCUUUCUUUAUCGCAGGAUUCUUUUUCCCGCAGCAGAUCUUUCAGCUGGCCUGGAUGUGGAAGCUAUGGAAGGCGAAAUCAGAAGACAUUAGGAAUGAUCCAUCAGUGCAGGAGAUGGUGGAUUUCGCCCCGUACUAUGCCGUUGGUAACCUCUGCAUUGCCACUUGGAUGGUCUUCUGGAACCAGUCAGAUUUGAAGACGUCGAACAUCUUUGUGGUAAUAAACUCACUUGCACAGUUGUACUUCGUUUUUGGGCGCUUAGGACCCAUGAACCUAAAUUCAUGGAAUUCGAUCCUUACGCAUAUCGUGUCCAAGACGUUCGCAGGUAUUGGUGUUCUGGACCUCCUCCACAAUGGAUCUGUAGCAUACGCAACCGGACUUCCGCCAUCUACCUUAAUCAAAGGUAUGACAGGUGUUGGAUUUGGCCUGCUCGCUUCGGCUGCUGACUGGAUCUUUGGGGGCUGUUUGGUAUACGACUUGGUUGCUCUAGCAGUAGGGCAGAGGUUGUACGGGAAUACCAACUGGGGCAAUCUUCUUGGUGCCUAUGCGGCAGGAACAGCGGCCAUCGUAGGGGUCGGUAACUGGCUAAGGCCUCCAUACGUCCGCGGAGUCGACUACCAGCCAUUGUGA
Molecule: messenger RNA, 771 nt
Organism: Neoarthrinium moseri
Lineage: Eukaryota; Fungi; Ascomycota; Sordariomycetes; Amphisphaeriales; Apiosporaceae
Exons: 3
Coding region: 1-771 (256 amino acids)
Source: RefSeq, a predicted model, not a curated record